Messenger RNA from Eurytemora carolleeae, 1833 nucleotides. RefSeq lists its product as uncharacterized. The transcript has 9 exons. NCBI's taxonomy places the organism in Eukaryota, Metazoa, Arthropoda, Copepoda, Calanoida, Temoridae. The record is from RefSeq and is a predicted model, not a curated record. The coding region runs from base 41 to 1015 and encodes 324 amino acids.
AUAUAUUUUAAAAUUUUAUUUCAGAUGUUUUUGGUUUAGAAUGGACUCGUUAGAUUUAGCGCUUGAUGAGUUAGGAAUGUUAAGCACAGCCACCAAGUACAAAAUGGAAUUCAUUCAGAGUAUUGAGACUGAUCUUGAGGAGCGAAGAGCUCAGUCCCUUAAAUCAGCUCGGCUCAAGGCCGGCUCAUCCACUGCACAUUCUUCCAGUUUUAUCUCGGAUCCAGAGCAGGAUGGGUUGGGUAAUUUCUCCAGGUUGGAUGGAUCCUGCUCCAGGUCUAUGGUUUAUAUGAUCGGAGAAGAUGAGAGUCAGAGAUCGCAGAUAAAUAUCAAUCCUUCAUUCGUUACGAAUAUCAAGAUUUGUAGUCCCAGGAUUCCGGGACGUUUUUCUAGUCAACGAUUAAAUUCUGAUAUUAUAGAAAAUAGAACUAGAAGCAACAGCAGGGAACUGCUUUGUCUCCGAGAUUGUGUAGGUCCCCGUUUUACUAGGAUUCUAAAUAUACCCUAUACUAGUCCUUAUACCAGGCCUUAUACUAGUCCCUACUCAGUGAGCAACUCGUCCCUCUCCUGCCCUCGCAACCCGUCCAACUCCUACCCGUCCCUCUCCUCUCUCUCCUUAACCUACCCCAGCACCUCCACCUCCUCUCCGGGCAGUACAACUAUCAAACUAUCUGGGGUCCUCACCUCAUUCAAGCACAGGACAUGGAAAACUAGGGCUCGAGUUCGAUUUUCCCACCGCGAGGAGAACACCGAGGACAUCAUCGAACAGCUCGCCAACAUCAAGCUUGAUAUAUCCAGUUUAAGUUCAAGUGAUCCAAACAGAAACUUGCAGUCAUUCGUACAGAGUAAACAGUAUACCAAGGAGAGAUUCCCGCGUUCCGGUCAUAUUCGCUUAGAACACCGUUCCAGAAUGCUCUCCCUAGAUUCUCGUUCCAGACUGCAACUAGAGGAGGAUGAACCGAGCUUGAACGGAGACUUGUCCUGUUCCUUAAACCAGCUGGACCUGGAGCAGAGUUGACCUGCUCAAUAAACCAGCUAGACCAAGAGUUGACCUGCUCCUUACCCCAGCUAGACCUAGAGUUAACCUGCUCCUUACCCUAGCUGGACCUAGAGUUGACCUGCUCCUUACCCUAGCUAGACCUAGAGUUGACCUGCUUCUUACCCUAGCUGGACCUGGAGUUGACCUACUCCAGGUGGACCUAGAGUUGACCUGCUCCUUAUUCUAGCUAGACCUAGAGUUGACCUGCUCCUUACCCUAGAUAGACCUGGAGUUUACCUGCUCCUUACCCUAGCUAGACCUGGAGUUAACCUACUUGGCUGGCUAGUUCAUCCAACUGCAUUAUCACAACAUUUUAAGCUCUUCGUUUUUAGCAAGAAAUUUUUGUAUUUUUAUGCUUUUGAUUUGUGAACCUUUCAUUGCAACACGGUUUAAAACAACGAUCUUUGGUCAUAAACAAUUUGUGUAUUUAAUUAAUUAUGCAAACAAAUGUUAAAACUGAGAUGCCUAAACCAGAAACAUUUUAAUGGUUGAAAGAGUUUGGACCGAUUGGAGAUUAAGUUAACUUAAUCUAUUCUUGGGAAAAUCCGCCGAUUGAUAACAAAAGAUUAACUCAGUCUCUUCAUCUAAAAGUUUAAAAGUACUGGAAUGUCAACCCUAAAUUUUUGUGGUUGGCGUAAAAACGAGUCCAAAGAUUUUUUGUUAAAACAUGGUAUAUUUACAUAACUCUUUGUUCCUACUUUAAAAGGUAGCUUCUUGUAAUAACUUUUUUUCGAAAAUAAAAAUUGCUUUUGAAAAAUUGAUCUCCAUUGUUCAAUAAAUUUUUCCAAUUUUUUUAA